UGUGUAUACACACACUGCAGUCACAUGAAUAUAAGAUAGAUCAUAUUCUCACCGGCUGGAGCUGUCACUGACUUUACAAGCAGAGGAGAGGAGAGCAGAGAAAAUACAAGUAACACAUUUCCUGAACAUUUCUCAUACUUGAAGUAUUAGAAGAAGAUACCUUGUUGGCCUGCAACUGAGAAAAAAAAGUGAAAGAAUAUUUUUAAGGCUUUAAUUCACGUGUGAAUACUGCUGGUUUCCUUAAUGGGAUCAGGAUUACAUGUAUUUACACUGAUUUGAUUAAUAUUUAUGUUUGAAGGGUGUAAUUUUUAAAAACAGGUCCCUGAAGUUCUAUACAGCUUCAACAUAACAAGGAAUACUAGACAGCAUUCUACGAUUACAUCAUAUUUAAAUACCCCAUGUGCUAAUAUUAGCAGUGCCAAAGUCAUGAUUCCUGAUCCAUAGGCGUUCUGGGAUGGAAAGUAGAAUGAUGACAGGGCAGUGGGACUGUUGCUAAACUCUUUUAGAGGUGUAAUUGUAUUUCUGGUUAAAACAGGAUUGACAUGUUUGCUUCUUUUGAGAUACCUGCUGCACAAAACAUGUCUCAGACAGAAGUGGAUUUGGCAUGUUGUGGCAUCCCUUUUCCCUCUGUUUUGCCAGAAGAUCCUGCAGAAUUGUCCUCCUUAGCUGCCUUGAGAAGGCGCAGGCUUUCAGCGAAAGAACCCCGGAGGAACUCCUACCAGUUUAACAGGAGGAGCUCAGCUCAGCUGGAAUUGUUAGGUUAUGAUCCACCAGGGACCUCCUUCCCUUCAUGGUCUCCUGAAGAACCAUCAUCUUUGGAGGAGAAAGUUGUCCAAAUUCAUGAUGUGUCUCCUAAAUCUCCUUGCUGCCUUGCAACUAAUAACCAAACAGACCUUCUUCCAGGUCCAGGUACCUUGGCUAGUAUCGUGGACAUCAGCUCAGAAUCUGAAGGUGAAGCUAGUAGCCCUAAGGAGCCUACAAUCAAUGUCUCUAAACCUACAGUGCCAGAAAACAGGAGGGAACAAGAGGAAAACGAGGAAAAUGAAACCAAUGCUGUUGCCACUUCCCCAGAUGGAAGAUAUUUAAAGUUUAAUAUUGAGAUUGGAAGAGGUUCCUUUAAAACGGUUUAUAAAGGUCUUGAUACAGAGACAACAGUGGAAGUAGCUUGGUGUGAGCUUCAGACCAGGAAACUGACAAAGGCAGAGCGGCAAAGGUUCAGUGAGGAAGUGGAGAUGCUAAAAGGUCUACAGCACCCAAACAUUGUCAGAUUUUAUGAUUCCUGGAAAUCCACUGUCAAGGGUCAGAUCUGCAUAGUCCUGGUCACUGAGUUAAUGACAUCAGGAACGCUAAAAACCUACUUGAAAAGAUUCAAAGAGAUGAAGCUAAAAGUUUUGCAGAGAUGGAGUCGUCAGAUCCUGAAAGGCCUGCAUUUCCUCCACACCCGAAGUCCUCCAAUUAUCCAUCGUGACCUCAAAUGUGACAACAUCUUCAUCACAGGACCCACUGGCUUUGUAAAGAUAGGUGACCUUGGUCUAGCCACUUUAAAAAGUGCCUCAUUUGCAAAGAGUGUCAUAGGGACUCCAGAAUUCAUGGCACCCGAAAUGUAUGAAGAAAAGUAUGAUGAAGCAGUGGAUGUUUAUGCCUUUGGAAUGUGUAUGCUUGAAAUGGCAACGUCUGAAUAUCCUUAUUCUGAAUGCCAAAAUGCAGCUCAAAUAUAUCGUAAAGUGACCUCAGGCAUGAAGCCAGACAGCUUUUAUAAAGUCAAAGUCCCAGAGCUUAAAGAAAUCAUCGAAGGAUGUAUACGCAUGAACAAAAAUGAAAGAUAUACCAUCCAAGACCUCCUUGAACACUCCUUCUUUCAAGAGGACACUGGAGUUCAUGUUGAGCUGGCAGAAGAAGAUGAUGGAGUCAAACCAGCCUUGAAACUGUGGUUGAGGAUGGAUGACACCAAAAAGCUCCAUGGAAAAUAUAAAGACAAUAAUGCCAUUGAAUUUCUGUUUGAGCUAUACAAGGAUAUUGCAGAAGAAGUGGCUCAGGAGAUGGUGGUACUCAACUUUGUAUGUGAAGCUGACUACAAGUUGGUGUCAAAAGCCAUACGUGAUAGAGUGCUAGCAAUAAAGCGGAAAAGAGAAAAGGUGAGGCGGGCUCAGGAGGACUUGAAAAAGAAGGAGGAAGAGAAACAAAAGAAUAUUCUUAAACUUCUCGAGCAGCUUAGAGGUCCACAAAGUUCCAGUACAGUCUUAACCUCUGAUGCUACCUCUGUAGCUACUACACUACCCACAAAUACUGAUUCUAGUGACUUAAUAUCUAGUGGAACUUUCCUACCUGAGCCAGAGGAACCGGAGGCCGACCAACAUCAUCCCUUCAACUUCAGACACACAUGCUACUCCUCUGCAACAUCGGAUUGUGAGACUGAUGGCUAUCUCAGUUCCUCUGGUUUUAUGGAACCUGUAGAUGGUCCACAAAUGCUUUCAAGUGAUAUUUCAUUAGAAGAUCUCAACAGUCCUCCAAGCAACCAGCCUGAGAUGUGUUUUCCUGGGAGCAUAGCUGUACGUGUGGACACAGAGCAUCUACCCUCUCAACGGCUGCCUAGUGAAAUCACUUCUCCAGUAGACAGUUAUGCUUCAGAUGUGGCUUCGGGACUUAGUGAUGGCUGUGAAGGGCUUUCAGCUGGUGAGAAAAGCAUUAGGUCCCCUGUCAGAAAGACAGCUGCAAAACUUCUCCGACGUAAAUCAAGAUCAAGACUUCGUAUUAUCAAUAUUUCAGAUAAAAGUGACCGAGUGGUGGAGUGCCAACUGCAGACAUAUAACAAUAAGAUGGUAACCUUCAAAUUUGAUCUUGAUGGAGAUAACCCAGAGGAUAUUGCUGCCGUUAUGGUAAACAAUGAAUUCAUCAUGCCGUCAGAAAUGGAGAGCUUCACAAACAGGAUUCGGGACAUUAUAUACCGUGUGGAAACACUUUUAAAAAAGGACACCAAUGGGGACAGAGAAGAUGAUGGUGAAACAUUGCCUACGUCAUCUAUGUCUUCUGUUCCACCUAAUCUUCAGGCUGACAUUCAGCUUCAAGAGCUAUCUCGAUCCUUCUCAUCCUCCUCUUUGAGUGAUUUGAUAGGUACAAGUCCUAGCAAAGGAAUGCAUUCCCCUGCGUAUCUUCACCAGAGCAGUCCUGUGCUAGAUAAUGACGUCUUCAGUCCCUCAGGUCCUCUAUGCAUGGAAUCUCACCUACCAGGUUCUCCAUUGGCAGGAAGUAGAACGUGGCCUUCUUUUGAAAACCCUUCCAGUCCAGCUCUGCCUUUCUCAACAAACUAUUCCAUGCCAACUUCUCAAUCCUAUCCACCAGCUGCUUUUAGCUCCUUGCAGGUUGCAAACUACCUCUCAUCACUGCCUCAACACAUGAUGCCUUCAUCUUCAACAGCAAAUUCUAUGUUUCCCAAUGUAAUGGGGAAUGCCGCCUCUCAUCAGAAUACUUUGCAGCACAUGCUAAACAGUGGGAUGGUGCCACAGAAUAUGAACAAUCCAAUGCCAGCUCUAGCAUCCAACACUCAAACAGGAACCCAGUGGUCUACCACAGCCCCAAUGUUUUCCUUGGCUAAUGUCUUAUCUUUGGCAAUGAGUAUGGCACAGACUUUGCUACCAGUGGCAUCUCCUGCCACUUCACAGCCUCAAGGAAUACCACCUGGAGGACCCAUCUUUUCUCAACCAAUGUCUGGACAUAUUCAGCCUCCUCUAAUAUAUCCAACAAGUUUCUCUCAGCCUCAAAGCCCAGUUAAAGAUGGAUAUUCUGCCCAGGGAACCCACUUUUAUCCUGGACCUGCACAUGCAAAUGGGAUGUUUAUUCAGAAUGUGCCAGGUCAAAAUUUUUCUACUAUGGGUGGUGGCUUCUCACAGCCCCUUACUCCGCAAGAACCUGCACCACCCAUUGGAAUGUUUGCUCAGCAAGUGCCACAUAUGAAUAUGCCAGGAUACCAAAUGCAAUUUGCACAGCAGACUGAAGUUCCAACUUCUCCUAGGGUUGCCCAGGACUUCCCAGUGCUACAUCCAGUGCUAGCAAGCAAAGUGUAUACUUCACCCCUUGGAGACCAGAUAACAGAGACAACAGGAUCUGUCGUCGGACAGACCAUGAUCACACCUGUGCAACCCAUAGCUUCACAAUGUGGUUUUCAGUCACCAGUGGUCUCAAUGAAUGCCCAGCUCCUUACUAAUCCUGGCAAAGAAAUCCAACAAAAGGUUGUUGGGAGGUUCCAAGUCACGACCACCAAAGAUUCGACAGAAAGUAGCUCAGGAUGGAAUUCAUGUAAUAGCCAAGAUGUAUCUCUGAACUCCGACACAAAGUCGCAAGAUACCACUCCUGAACUGUAUGAGACUGCAUCCUCUGAUACGGACAUAAGCACAGAUGAGGGAACUGAGGGAAACUUUUCAGAUCCUGAGACAUUUUCACCUAGUAGCAGUGCUAAUAAAGCUAUGUCUAACAAGACAUGUAGCUGCUCAGAGUCUGAGGCUCCGAGUAAUGAAAGGACUGGAACUGAUAAUGACAAUAGAGAAGAAUUAACCCCUGUGAGCAAUGCAUUUGACACUGAUGGCAUUUGCCCAUGUGUACUCAACACUAACCUAGACAGUGACAAUGUAUGCCAUAAUAAUGUCAUGAUCGAGGCCAAUAGGCAGUCCAGCUUUGCUUUGGAUGCAGACGUCAUAAUGGACAAUAAAGAUAUAAUUGCAGUAGAUGAUAGAAAAGACAUGGAUUCUAGUGAUGAAGAUAAAGAAAAGACACCUCAGCAAAUAUCAACCGUUCAAGUCUGGCUUCACUACACAAGAGGUGUCUCUUAUAUCAGUAGUGAUGAUUCAGAAAGUGAAGAUGAAGAAAUAUUUGAGGAACUUCAACAACUUAGGCAAAAACACAUGUCAGAAGUUCAAGUGUUACAGGCACUGCAGAAAAAGGAGAUUGAAGAAUUGUACUAUAGAAUGGGAAAAGUACCUCCUCCAGGUAUUGUGUCUCCAGCAGCAAUGCUUUCCAGUCGACAGAGGCGCCUUUCAAAAGGCAGUUUCAAUCAAUCAAGACGAAACAGCCUGCAGAGGCUAGAUCUUUUAUCAGCAACAGGGAUUAUUAGAAAGAAUUCACUUGGAGGGAGCAGCUCAGGUUCCCAGGAGCAGCGUUCAAACAAAGGGGUCACAUUCUCUGGAGAUGUCACCAGAAUGAUAACAACUGGUGGAUUUCACAAUGAAACUUGUGACCAUGAUGAAAAAGGAAAAGUAAAGCCUCCAAAGAAAGAACAAAAUGUUGAAGAGAAAUACAAACCUACCUCAGCGGACUUGAUUCAUGUGGUACACAUCCAUUAGGAGCCUUAAGGGGAAAUACUGAGGCUUUCUCAUUGUGUAUAUACAGAAAGACAGACUCUCCUUUGAUGGACAUCUUAAAGGAAAUGGUUGUCAGUGCCACAGUUGCCAAUAUAUGACUGUUACCUGGAGAGAUUGUUUGAGCAUUGAAAUCUCAAAACAUAGUUGCCAACUUAUUUCUACUUGCAAUAUGCAAUCAUUGAGUAGUAAUUGUGAUAGAAUGAGAAAAUGUGAUAGUAUUUAGUUGAAACCUAUAUCAAUUUGCCAGCUUUCAUUAAAUAUUGCUGUUUUUUUAGACAGUACGUACUAUGACUAUGCACAAAUGACUAUUAUGCAGAUAACUGCAAAGCUGCCUGCCAAUAUUUUUGCCAUUUGGCUUUUCUAUAUUUUAUAAAAAGCCACUCUUAAAAUGAAUGUAUAUUACUUUAAAAGCUUUAUUGCACGUUUUAGACUGGAUCAAAUAUGUGAAUCUACUUGUUGUAAGCGGAAGACAAAGAAUGUGAAAGAAUACCGGAAUUCAACUUUAUUUAUCUUAACAGUUGGAUUGUUAUGACAUUUACCUUUGCCCAGAAACCUUUAAACUAUUAAACAAUUAAACUAGAAUGAACAUGACAUGAGGAACAAGGCCUGACUGCUACCAAAAAUAACAUGCAUUUUAUAUGUAUUGAAAAUCUCAGCAUUAUAGCAAGUAUGACCUAAAAGUAACAUGAUUACUUCCAUAUGUAGCUGUAGGGACACUGUAGCAUACUAUAUUGUACAUUGAAAUUAUUGCUGAUUAUAUAGGGUAUAACUCUGUACUAUCUGCUAACAAUUUAUCAUUUUGUUUUCUAGCAUAGGCUAUAUUCUGGAAAGCACAGACAUGUAACAUUUUCUAAAGGGGUUAUUCACUAGUAAGAAAAUUGUUGGGAAUUCAAGAUGCAUUAAAAAAGUGAACUAAUUUAACGUAAAAAUAGCCUAACACGAAAAAAUCUCCAAGUCAGCUAUGCUUCCAGACUUGGUUACCUUGAAUUUAAAUUUACUCUGACUGUCUGAGUGAUUCAACCUGCCAAUAUUAUAUAAUAGUGUCCACAAGGCAUUCAGAUGUUAAGAGGUAUUUAACCUGAAUAACACACAGACGGCAAUUACCUAAAUACUUACCUAAUGUACUUUGCAUAUGAACUGGUAAAAUCUCUACAUCAGAUAUGAUUCCAGUUUGGCUACUUUGGCCUUGAAUU
Pelobates fuscus (common spadefoot toad) is the source of this 6544-nucleotide messenger RNA. RefSeq names its product WNK lysine deficient protein kinase 4 (gene WNK4). Bases 543 to 5333 code for a protein of 1596 amino acids. The transcript has 21 exons. Lineage: Eukaryota; Metazoa; Chordata; Amphibia; Anura; Pelobatidae. Gene Ontology annotation, molecular function: protein serine/threonine kinase activity; ATP binding; potassium channel inhibitor activity. The record is from RefSeq and is a predicted model, not a curated record. Gene Ontology annotation, cellular component: cytoplasm; cytosol. Gene Ontology annotation, biological process: protein phosphorylation; intracellular signal transduction; negative regulation of sodium ion transport.